Molecule: messenger RNA, 2055 nt
Organism: Zasmidium cellare ATCC 36951
Lineage: Eukaryota; Fungi; Ascomycota; Dothideomycetes; Mycosphaerellales; Mycosphaerellaceae
Exons: 2
Coding region: 1-2055 (684 amino acids)
Source: RefSeq, a predicted model, not a curated record
AUGAGGUUACCCUUGGACAACGUCGAGCGCGCGGUCGACAAUGCCGCCAUUGGCCUGCACCAGAUCACUCGAACCCUUCUGCAGAGGAGUCCGUCCGAUGACAAUGACAGUUCCUCGAGCUCUUCCUCGAGCGCGUGCAAAGCCGGCGACGACAGCCCCAAAUGUGUCACUCCCGCAUCGGUCCAAAAUACUCAGACUCUGGCCAUCAUUCUCGGUGUUGUCAUCCCGCUAGGGUGUGCCAUCGUCGUCUUGAUCUUCUUGCACAGGAGACAUCUCAAGAAGCAGAGACAGGAGGAUCUGAAUGACCCACACAAGUCGCUGGACUUUGGCAUGGACGGCAUUGAGCCGACAGUAUCGAAGAAUUCAAAGAGGAAGGCACCAGAGAUGACAAUCACGGAGGUUGGCCCAGCGUCAGGAAACCCAAGGAGAAAUCACGGCUUGUCAAUGGAUAUGAACAUGUCCAUGGGAUCACCAUACCUUCUGCCCGCCGGUCUGCAGGGCUCGCGCGAGUCGAUACACAGCAUGUCACGCAGCAUGAUCGACGAGCACGAUCCAUACCGACCUGUGACAAUGAUGCGGCCUUCGACUGACAACGAUUCUGUGCGAUUUGGUCGCUUGAACGACGACAAGGGCUCGCUAUAUUCAAUGUCAACGGGACACCACUCGGCAGUACGAGACAAUGCUGGACUCAUCGCCAACGCACGACCAAUGUCGCAGUCCGCUAGCAAGCGCGCCGAUUCAAUGUCGCCUCAGGAAUCGCAUGCUUCGGGCGAGUUUCCUCCACGCCAGAUGCACAGUUCCAUGAAUCGGAACGGUGCGCCCAGCCGAAAGGCCAGCGUGGAUAAGGACUUGCCAGACAUUAGCGAAGCAUUCCCUGCUCCUCCAACAGGACCAGAGCCGGUUGCACAGCAAAUGCCGCCGAGAUCAUCUUCAACCAGUGCGGCCAGUGCACCACGACCUCCGCGAAAAGACUCGAUGUCUACUAUCCAUACCGACCAAAGACCCGAGUCAAGUAACUACGGUGAUGAGGUACCUGCUGCUCCAGCUGGCCCUAUCAUCAACGAGCCUGAGCCAUAUGAUAUCGAUCCUGCCAUGAUCUACUACGAAGAGACUCCACAGCCGCCAGCAGCACCCAAACUUCAAGCACCACCGCCUGGAAAGAAUCAAGCUAGUAGACUUUCUGUGGUGGGUCCUAAUGGUAACAGGCUGUCUGUCAUGGGCAUGCGUCCGCUGCCACCCGAGAUCACGGAGGACAACCCUGAAGUCCGCGCCAACAGAAUCAGGUCAUUCUACAAGGAGUACUUCGAUGACAGCAAACCCAACCCGUCUGCUGGUCAUUACUACGACAACGACGAUGACUACAACUUCUUGGAUGGUGUCGUCUACGAUCCAGACACUGGCGGCUUCUUCGCACCAGGUUCGAAACCGUUCGCUCAAGGUCCUGGCCGAAGAGCGAUGACGCCGCCUCCUCGUGGUAAGCCUCGUGUGAGUGGUAACUCCACCCUCCCACACCAAAGGAAGUUCUCGACAUUGUCAGCGGGUCGACCCAGAGGCAGAUCGCUGCCGAAGAAGAAGCUGCCUCCACCAAUGCCGCUUCAGAGUCUGCCAACACCGCACAUGCUCAAGGAGGAUGCGAUGGUCUUCAACCCGAUUGACUUCGCUCCACCGACAUCUAUUCGAGAGCUGCAGAACGGCCGAAGACCUGACUCGCCGCUGGGUAUGCAACGCCCCUACAGCCCAAGUGUCCGUGCUUUCACACCGCUUGCGUCGUCAUUCGACAACCUCGCCGUGCUACCAUCGCCUCACGAUCUACGCAAGUCAGGCACGUUCACUGCCCUCGACUUCGCUCCACCGUCCAAGAUCAGAGAUCCCAUGCUCUCCCCAAGCGACGCCGGCAGCAUCCGCAGCAACCGCUCAGGCAUCUCAGCAGUGCAAAUAAACGCCGUCCGCGACGGAGCAUACCGCGUCUCACGAAUCCCCAAGGAGAUGGUGACGACCAAGGAAGACAUCAACGCCCAGCUCCGCCCCAAAAUGGACAUGAUCUCUCGAGCAUAG